AUGGCACCCUCUCAUACCCAAUUCAACGGCUCAGUCCAAAAAGACGCCGAAAUGCAAGACUACUUCACCACAAACCCGCAACCCCCAAACCUCGACCGCCAAAUCACCCUCGCCCGCACUUUCAUCAACCACCACGCCACCGCGCACCGCCGCGUAGCCCUCAUAACCUCCGGCGGCACCACCGUGCCCCUGGAAAACCAAACCGUGCGCUUCAUCGAUAAUUUCUCCGCCGGGACCCGCGGGGCGACGAGCGCGGAGUACUUCCUCGAAGCCGGAUAUGCUGUCAUCUUCCUGCAUAGACAAUUCAGUCUCCUGCCGUACUCGCGGCAUUAUUCGCACAGUACGAAUUGCUUUUUGGAUUUCAUGACGCAUUCCCCCGUCGAUGGGGCGGUGGUGGUGGAUUCGGAGUAUCAGACUCAGAUGUCGGGGGUGUUGUCCCGGUAUCGACAGGCGAAGAAGGAGAAUACGCUUCUUUUACUUCCGUUUGUGACGGUGAACGAGUACCUUUGGUUACUCAGGGGUCUGGCGAUGCAAAUGCAGCCGCUUGGUGCGAAGGGGUUGUUUUACCUGGCGGCUGCUGUCUCCGAUUUCUUCGUUCCGGCCGAGAGGAUGGUGGAGCAUAAGAUCCAGAGUUCUGAGGAUUUCCACCAGAAAUCUACGAAUGGUAAUGGUAAUGGUGCUGGUGGUGGAGAUGGUGAGCGGGCCCCAGCCGCACAUAUGGAGAAUACCCGCCUGAUCAUCGACCUCGACCCGGUCCCCAAGUUCCUGAAACUACUAGUCGACGGCUGGGCACCCCAAAGCAUGAUCAUCUCCUUCAAACUGGAAACCGACCCCUCUCUCCUCGCUAACAAAGCUCGGGGGGCAUUAGAAAAGUACUCCCACCACCUCGUCAUCGGCAACAAACUCAAUACCCGGAAAUGGGAGGUCCUGUUCGUCAGUGUCGAGGGCGGGGAGAAAUGGAUCCGGGUCCCGGCGGGGAGGAGGACGAAGAGUAUGAGUGGUGCGGUUGGGGAUGGGUUGGAGGAUGUGGAGCUGAGGGAGCCGGCGGUGGAGAUUGAGAGUCUCAUUGUGCCCGAGGUGGCGGGGAUGCAUGCGGAGUUGAUUGCUAAGUCGGAAGGUCGGAAGGUACAGUAG
Molecule: messenger RNA, 1134 nt
Organism: Recurvomyces mirabilis
Lineage: Eukaryota; Fungi; Ascomycota; Dothideomycetes; Mycosphaerellales; Teratosphaeriaceae
Gene: CAB2
Product: Phosphopantothenate--cysteine ligase cab2
Exons: 1
Coding region: 1-1134 (377 amino acids)
Biological process (GO): coenzyme A biosynthetic process
Cellular component (GO): nucleus; cytoplasm
Molecular function (GO): phosphopantothenate--cysteine ligase activity
Source: RefSeq, a predicted model, not a curated record